AUGAAAACUUAUCAUUGUACGAGACACAAAGUCGUUAUACCGUGCCCAUUUUGCCCCAUCACAUUUACAGAAAUACGUAACUGGCGUCGACAUCUUUCAAAUCAACAUCCAGACAAAGUUUUGAGUGACAAGGAACGUAAUGCGUCGUUUGCCUCAACAAUCAAACGAAGUGAAGCAUUAUCAGCUGAAUCAACGGAAGUUUCAUACGCCAAACUCCAUGUUGACUUAGAAGAUGAACCACAACGGAAGUUGACCGCUCCAUCAAUAGAAAUUUAUUCUAAUGAUCUUUUACACGAACACAUCGUGCACAGUGAUACGCCCGAACAUCGACUUAAAGUAUACAUAACAAACAGAAAAAAACAAAGACAAGUUUGUCGACAUCACAAGUCUUAUUACAUACCAUUCACGGAGUUGCUUAAAGAAGUUUUAUCUCUCCCUGGAGUGAAAGGUUAUUUAUCAAAUGCAAGCAAAUCAGAUUCCACAAUUCUAACCGAUUUGAGCAGCGGAACGUUUUGUCAGGAAAGUCCGCUAUUUAAAGAUCCAAACAGUUUAAAAAUCAUUUUGUACUAUGACGAUUUGGGAAUUAAAAAUCCAUUAGGAUCUAAAGAUAAAUCGGUUUGUAUGUUUUAUUGGACGUUAGCAAACUUACUAAGUGUUGAAAAACAUCUGGUUAGACAAUAUGGGUAUGCGACUGUGUUGGCUGACUUCUUUGAUUCGAUAAACAAUUUACAAGAAAAUGGAAUUACGAUCACGGUUGAAAACAAACAAGAAACUUAUGAUGGUUCAUUAUUUAUGAUCUGCGGAGAUCUUUUAGGAAUGACACAACUACACGGUUUCAAAUCAGGAUUCAAAAAUGGUUUGAAACCGUACUUCGUUUGCAAUACGUCAAGAGACGGAUUACGAAUUGUAUCGAAGCCGGGCAUCUGUAAACAACGAACAAUGAAACAAUACCUGACGCAAUGUCUGCAGAUAGAAAAAACUGACGGAGGAAAAAAGGCAGCGUUACAAAAGAAAUUUGAAAUUGUAUCAAGAUCACCAUUUACAAAAAUUCAUGAUUUUGAUAUAAUCCAACAAACUACCAUAGAUGUGAUGCACAUCUUGUUGGAAGCUGACAGUCCUGAUUUGAAAACAUUGAUUAAGCAAUUAAAUGAUAAUUAUGAAAAUGAUGAAAUGACUACUGGUAAAACAACUCAAUUAGUUGUCGAAUCAUUUCGUUUAAGACGUGCAUAUUUAAAUGAAAAUGGUUUAUCAAUGCAACAAAUCUUAUCUAACUGGCAAUUCACACAGAUUUACAUUUCGUAA
This is a messenger RNA of Didymodactylos carnosus, 1302 nucleotides long. The record is from the annotation of a GenBank genome assembly. Lineage: Eukaryota; Metazoa; Rotifera; Eurotatoria; Philodinida; Philodinidae.